Lampris incognitus (smalleye Pacific opah) is the source of this 3704-nucleotide messenger RNA. It is a transcript of the gene arhgef25b, whose product is annotated as Rho guanine nucleotide exchange factor (GEF) 25b. The record is from RefSeq and is a predicted model, not a curated record. Gene Ontology annotation, cellular component: cytoplasm; plasma membrane. The transcript is spliced from 16 exons. NCBI's taxonomy places the organism in Eukaryota, Metazoa, Chordata, Actinopteri, Lampriformes, Lampridae. The coding region runs from base 809 to 2776 and encodes 655 amino acids. Gene Ontology annotation, biological process: axon guidance. Gene Ontology annotation, molecular function: guanyl-nucleotide exchange factor activity.
UACACUUGAAGCUAAAGCAGAAAGCUGUGAUGAAGAGGAUGUUACAGUAAAUGGUUAAGAUUGAGGCGUGAACAGGGGGGCAGGCAGGAUGGUGAGAGGAGAAAGGGGAGGGAGAUGAAAUGAGAGUAGGCGGAGCCGGGAGACAGAUGCUGGCACAGCCUCAUCCCCUGCCUGCCUGCCUGCCUCUCAUCGCAGCCCCUUCCCGUGCUUAUCUAUCGCUCCUCCGCUCCUGCCUGCUUCUCAUCACAGCCCCCUCCCCUCCCCGUGCUUCUCUGUCGCUCUUCCGCUCCUGCCUGCCUCUCAUCGCAGCCCCCUCCCCUCCCCGUGCCUCUCUACCGCUCCUCCGCUCCUGCCUGCCUCUCAUCGCAGCCCCCUCCCCUUUCCGUGCCUCUCUACCGCUCCUCCGCUCCCCCUCUCACCAUUCUACCCACCGGCUGUGGGAGUGUUGGGGACGAUCGCUGCUCUCGCUCUCCUGCAUCCCGUCCUCAAACCAUGGACCCUACCAACUCCUCAAACCAUGGGAUCCUACCGACUGCCUGACUGGUUCCCACGCAGACACGUUUUGAUUUAGGAUCAUUCCUUACUUGGUCUUGGAGUUUGUAUUCUGACAUCUGAGGACUUGGUCUGCAGUCUCAUCUGGGUGCUGCUGCUGCAGGAAAACCUCCUGUUGUGUGUGUGUGCGCGGGCGUGUGUGUGUGUGUGCAUACUGUAUAUAUAAGUGUGUGUGUGUGUGUGUGAGUGUGUGUGUGUGUGUGUCGCUUGCCAUGCCUGGUCCUGAUAGCGUCGGGACUAGCGUGAGCGCGUCACCAUGAAAGGGGGUCACCAGCAUCGGGGAUGUGGGUGUCAUCACCUGCUCCGUAAAGUGCUCACCAAAUGUGGCUGCUGUUACGUCCAUGUCGGAGAACCGUACUCUGUGGCAGUGAGUGAGGGGGAUCUUAGCACCUCAGCAGGCUCCAUGUCCCACCAGGCCUCGGGCAGCUCCGGCCCUUGCUCGCCCCCCUUGCCCGGGGGGUCACGGCGCCCCGUCAGCACGCUCAAGAAGUGGCUCACCAGUCCCGUCCGUAAGCUGAGCUCUGACAGCAGAGGGGGAGCGGGUAAGGGGGAGAGGCAGAUGUCGGGGCUGGAUGGGAAGCCACCAUCUCUUCCCAUCUCCCACAGCCAGCCUCAGGGAAACUCCCUGGAUCGCCACAACAACUGCACCAUCCUCUCCUUUACAGACGCAGACACAGAGGGGGAAAAUGGUCUGCUGAGUCCAGCAGCACAACCUCCAUCAGAACCACGCAGCCAGAGCAACCCGUCUGACCAUCUGCAAGACAGAGACAAUUACAGCCUGAGUCACCAAUCCAACUCCAACAUCUACCCGGGUGAAAGUGUCUGCACCAUGGCUGAAGACUCAUCAAGCCAAUGGUCUGCUUCAGUUGACAGUGAAGAGGAAAGAAAAAUGGCCUUAGAAAAGAGCAUAUAUGUGCUGACGGAGCUGGUGGAGACGGAGAGACUGUACGUGGAGGAUCUUGGACUGAUAGUAGAGGGCUACAUGGGCACCAUGGCCAACCAAGGAGUUCCUGAGGACAUGAAGGGGAAGGACAAGAUAGUUUUCGGAAACAUCCAUCAGAUCUAUGACUGGCACAAAGACUAUUUCCUGGGAGAGCUUGAGAACUGUGUGAGCGAGCCAGACCGACUUGCCGACCUCUUCAUCAAACACGAACGGCGUCUUCACAUGUAUGUGGUGUACUGUCAGAACAAACCUAAGUCGGAGCACAUCGUCUCCGAGUACAUUGACUCCUACUUUGAGGAUCUCAGGCAGCAGUUGGGCCACAGACUACAGCUCAAUGACCUGCUCAUCAAGCCCGUUCAGAGGAUCAUGAAGUAUCAACUACUGCUGAAGGACUUCCUGAAGUACUACAGUAAAGCAGGAAGGGACGUCGCGGAGUUAGAGAGAGCGGUGGAGGUCACGUGUUUUGUACCCAAACGCUGUAAUGACAUGAUGAAUGUGGGCAGGCUCCAAGGCUUCGAGGGCAAAAUCACAGCUCAGGGGAAGCUGCUCCAGCAGGACACCUUCUCUGUCAGUGAGCAGGAAAAGGGCGUCUUCUCCAAGGCCAAGGAGAGGCGGGUCUUCUUGUUUGAGCAGCUGGUCAUCUUCAGCGAACCAAUUGACAAGAAGAAAGGGUUCUCUUUGCCAGGGUACACUUUUAAAAACAGCAUCAAGGUCAGCUGUUUGGGUGUGGAGGACCACUCCAAGCAGGAUCCAUGCCUCCUUGCCUUGACCUCCCGGGGGACCGAUGGCAGUGUGACGCGGUUCAUCAUGCAGGCGCUGUGCCCAGAGACGUGCUGGGCUUGGGUCAAUGACGUGGUCCAGAUCUUGGAAAGUCAGAGGAACUUCCUCAAUGCCCUUCAAUCCCCGAUAGAGUACCAACGUCGGGAAAGCAAGUCGAGCAGCCUGGGCAGAGCCAUGAAGCCUCCCAUGACAUCGGCCGUCGGUCUGCGCCCUCGCUCCUCUGCAUCUAUGGACGGAAAGCAUCAGCCACACCUGCUCUCCUACAACGCCUCCUUACCCUCGCUGCAUCUGCCUAGCCAGGGCCAGGCCUCAGAGAAGGCUAGGAAGCAGAUCAGUUUUGUCCCAGAGAUGAAACAUUGCCAUGGACUCUCCAAUGGCCUACCGGGACUCAGCCAGCACAGCAUGCAGGGUAUGGCUGACAAUCUCCAUGGAAUCACAGUGAGCGAGAGCGGCUUGCAUCAUCCAAGCGACCUGGAUCAGCUGGCAGAGAGUGACCAGUGAGGGCCAGCGAGGGCCAGUGAUGAGCCUUGGGUUCACUGUACUCCCCUGGAAUAAGAGCUCCUCCAAGCAGUCUGCAGGCCGAGACAAAUCUUAACACGCAUAGUCGACCUGCUUAGUAAUUUUCAGGUAUCAGCUAAGAUUGUGUGAUUUUGCUGUCAGGAUGUUUUGUACCGAACCUCCUCUGAAACUUUGACGUGUACCGCCACGACGCAGGCAAGGACUCCCAAUACCACCCUCUGAUCUUGUAUGACAAUCUUCUUCCGAUUGUGCACCUGUGCGUGCGUGCGCGUGCGUGCGUGUACUGUAUGGGUGGCCCGUGUUCGUCAUGGGGGGGGGGGGUCGUGUAUCUGUGAUGAUCAGAAAUGCAAAUGAUUUGAUAGAUAUUUUUCUAGUGCAAAGAGAGAUAAGAGCGGACUUCUCUACCAAUCUUUUUUUUUUCAAACUCUCGAGUGUUUUUCUAUCGUACUCUAUUUUCCAAUAAGGGACCAUUCCGCCAUUUUUCUUCAACUCCCUCUUUGCUAAUUUAAUAAAAAUCCGGUUGACGACUCGCGCGCACAGUAGUGCGUCCCAUGAUGACUGAGUCCUUGACUUGUCUCUCCCAGCACCGGGUCGCCAUUGUGUCAUGUGUGUGGACCUUUAAAGAUUUACUGUCGCCCCCGACUCCACUGUGGAAUAAUACGUACGGGCCCUGCACGCCCCGCAAAGUAGCAGUGGACACGUUUCCCCCUUUGGGGGGGGGGGCUAUUUUAACCCUGCCAUUGUUAAAAUGUUAUCUGAAGAGAACACUCGCAAACGCAGACAAAGCUCACGUCGUAAUCAAGUGAAGAGAGGAAAGAGGGGAACGGAGAUAAAACGAGUUGCUCAUCUGUCAAUGUCAUCUCGAAUGUAAAUAAUAUCACGUGGGAUCAUAUGAAUAAAAUGGCGUCAU